CAAUGUCAAAACGGGAAGAACAAAGUUGACGUUUAGGAUUUUUAUCAAAAACUUCAAAAUUAUGUGAAAAACAUUUUUUUUCCAACAGUCUGUAAACUUCUACGUUUUACUUCAAAUUUCAAACGAAAUGUAACUAAAUAAAUUUCGAUGGCUUCUCCGGACCACAGCGAAAAUGAAAGUCAAUAUAACGUCAGAGAAAUCGAUGCUUCGGAAUUAGAUAUCCUAGAGGUUGUCGGCGAAGGGAGCUUCGGGGUUGUUUACAAAGGAAUAUGGAAUGACAAACAAGUCGCCGUCAAAAAUAUAACGAGGGACGCCGAAAGGAAAGCUUUUCUGGUCGAAGUACGGCAACUGUCUCGAGUCGAUCACGAAAAUAUUGUUAAAUUGUAUGGGGCGUGCACUAGAGGCGCCCAAUUCUUCCUUGUUAUGGAAUAUGCCGAAGGAGGAUCUUUGUUUAAUGUCCUGCACAAGUCGGCGUAUGACUAUACUUUAGCCCAUGCAAUGUCUUGGGCGUACCAGUGCGCUAAGGGUGUUCAAUACUUGCACGCCAUGAAACCAAAACCUUUGAUUCACAGGGAUCUUAAACCUCCAAAUUUACUGCUUAUUAAUGGAGGAAUCAGUUUAAAAAUUUGCGAUUUUGGUACAGCUGCUGAUAAGAAUACAUAUAUGACAAAUAAUAAGGGUUCGGCGGCUUGGAUGGCUCCUGAGGUUUUUACUUCAAAUAAGUAUACAGAGAGAUGCGACAUCUUCAGCUGGGGUAUCAUACUGUGGGAGGUCCUUUCCCGUAGGAAACCUUUCUAUAAUCAAGGGGGUAGUUCCGCUUUUAGCAUAAUGUGGGCAGUUCACAAAGGUAGAAGGCCGCCGCUGAUACGCAACUGCCCGGCCCCCAUCGAAAGUCUGAUGACGGAGAGUUGGAAUCAGGACCCUAACAAACGGCCAAGCAUGGACGAAAUUGUGAGUAGGAUGGAAUUGAUUUGCUUUCUUCUGCCGGGAGCGGAGGAACCCAUUUCUUGUAGGGAGCAAGUUUACGACGACGAUCCUUUGGAAGAACUAGAGGAAAUAUCUUCAGACGAAAAUGAUAGUGAUGAAAGCGUUACAGUAGGAGUCAGUGUUGAGACAAACAAGAGCAACAUGGUGAGGUCUUUGCCUCAACCGGAUGAGAGUAUGAAAGUUCCUUUAGCAGUGGAUAUUGAUCCCGAAUGUUGGGCUCUAGAGGGAGAACAAGAGUACGAAAUCCAAACGAUGCCCGGCUUCGAUAUCAGUAUUCCUAGGAAUCGUUCACAGAACACUGUUACGGCCGGCAGUACCACGGAACACACUACACGCUCCAAUCAAGACGUCAACGAUAUUUCCGUCCUUUUGGAUUCGCUCGACCCCCAUCUGAGACCGGCCACGCCCGACUUCGGGGACCCCAGGUCGGUCGAAUUGUACGAAGAGCACGCGAAAAUGGCUCCGGAAUAUUGGAAAAUACAGACCGAGUUAAUUCUGCUGGAGCAGAAGAAGAACCAGCUGCUCGCCGCGCAAGCGGAAGAAGAACAAAGGCAAAGGACGCUCCGGACGCUCCAGGAAGAAAAAGAAUCUUUACGACUGAUAAGGGACCUGUUGCAACAGCAGAAAGACAGAGAGAACCAAAACGGUGGAGUUAGGAGCUCGGGGGAUGGAUGGGUUAUAGUUCCCCAUGGGGAGAGGAGAGAGUGAAGUUAUCUGUGUUACAAGUGACGAUUGUAAAAUAUGGAUUAUUGUAUUGUGUGAUAUAUUUUUAGUGGUUUUAUAUUGGAAUUAUACCACAAGUUGUUUUAACUUAUCAUUAGGUACCAUAUUGAAUGUUUAUGCAGUUUUUUAAAUUUGUACAGUAGAAAGAAAUACCUUUUCCUUUAAUGUUGUACCCUGUUGUACCAAGGUAAGUAAAAAAAAAGUAAAACAAAAUCCCAGAUACCAGUCCGUUCUUUUUUUUUAUAAAGUACAGAUAUAUAAAACCUGUCUUUCUCAAAACUAAAAUAUUUUCAGAUGCAGAUAAGAAGGCAAACACAUCACAAACAUCAAAAGAAUGUGAGAAUUCAAUAGCUGCUUGGCUGAAAAAAUUUACUUUCAUCAAAGAAUGACAGACAACCUGUCAAAUAUUAGUUAUUCUUUUACAGUUUAAUUCAAGAUAUAGUAUCUUACUCUAUUUUUAAGAUACUUUAGGUUAGGUUGUUCCGUAUUUUUGCUAUAUUAUAUACCUACAAUUUUUUCAUAUCUACAAUAGAAAAAAAUGAGAUAUGUAUAAAAUGUUUAAUUAAUGGUAUCAAUCGGCAGUCCUUCACUUUUAAUUAAUUAAUUGAAAAAAAAACUUGUACAUUUCAAAUAUCACCUACUCUACUCCAGUGUUGACUUCACCUACCAUACCCAACAGGUUAAUUCCAUUACACGCUAGUACCAAAUACUGUGAUACAAUUUUUGUAGUCGUACAACCAAUUGGAAUACUGGACAUUACCUUUCCAGUAUUAAUAACCUAAUAAUUAAGUAAGGUCCACUGGUAUAUCUAUAUAAGAUCCUAUAUCCUCACAGUCGGAUAUAUUAACGACGUCUCAAUUAGUAUAACUGGAUAGCCUUAGUAUGUCCUAACAAACAUCCUACGGACAUACGUAUCUGAUAUAACGUGGACGUUCCAAUUAGUAACAUUGUAUAUCCUUGAGACGUCUUAAGAAUGUCCCUUAGCUGAAACAGCAUAUCCCUAGUGCUAUUUGGGAUAGCAACAAUUUUUGUGGAACACCCGGUAUAUUUUAUCGGCAUCCAAUAGAACGCCUUAUUUUGACUACAAUUAUAUAACACUUUUUUUUUAUUCCACUUGUUUUCGAGAUUUUGACAAAAAUAGAUUGUUGGUAAUCAUUAAACGAACCAAUAAAAUGUAUCCUACAUAUAUGGUCCGAGGAACGAAUGCAAACUAGGGUCUAGUUAAGAAGGUUGGAUUAUGUUAGAAUUAGAGACGCGUGGUUACUUUUUGUACUUUUGGUAUUCAUCAUUUUCGUGUUGCGUUUUGUAGUGCCAAUAUAUUGU
Messenger RNA from Cylas formicarius (sweet potato weevil), 3033 nucleotides. Its product is annotated as mitogen-activated protein kinase kinase kinase 7-like. The record is from RefSeq and is a predicted model, not a curated record. The transcript has 8 exons. Gene Ontology annotation, biological process: JNK cascade; protein phosphorylation; positive regulation of canonical NF-kappaB signal transduction. Bases 148 to 1695 code for a protein of 515 amino acids. Lineage: Eukaryota; Metazoa; Arthropoda; Insecta; Coleoptera; Brentidae. Gene Ontology annotation, molecular function: magnesium ion binding; MAP kinase kinase kinase activity; ATP binding.